Messenger RNA from Carcharodon carcharias (great white shark), 1378 nucleotides. RefSeq names its product mitochondrial RNA pseudouridine synthase RPUSD4-like. The record is from RefSeq and is a predicted model, not a curated record. Gene Ontology annotation, molecular function: pseudouridine synthase activity; RNA binding. Gene Ontology annotation, biological process: pseudouridine synthesis. Bases 41 to 1357 code for a protein of 438 amino acids. The transcript is spliced from 7 exons. Lineage: Eukaryota; Metazoa; Chordata; Chondrichthyes; Lamniformes; Lamnidae.
AAACCGGAAGUGAUGUGCGGCUGCAACCGGAUGUGCACUGAUGGCAGUAACGGGCCGAUGUUGGUGUCCGGCAGCGGGGUCGGUGUCGGGCUUUCUCUGCCAUUUGGGGACCAGCUGGGCGCGGGGGGCGAGCGGCCCCGGGCGCUGGCGGCUCUUCUCGGCCUCUGAGCUUCGCCAGGCUGCGGAGCCGCAAUCGAGAGCGGGAACCGGAGGGAAGCAGGAGGUGGCAGCCCAGAGCCCUCUCUCCCGACGAGUGCAGGAGUACAGACGCCUGUCCCGGGGUCUGCAAAGGGUCCACCCCAACGUGCUGGCCAAGGUACUGAGGAAGGGCGUUCUCUUUCACAACGAGGAGCUGGUGGCUGUCGACAAGCCCUAUGGGGUCCCAAUGCAAGCUCCCGGCACGGGCACCAGCGUGCGGGGCGUGCUCCCCAUCCUUCCGAAGAUGCUCUACGGGAUGAAGGCACAGCCGCUGCACCUCUGCCACUGGCUGGACAAGGACGCCAGCGGCGUGAUGAUCCUGGCCAGGGAGGAGGGCUCAGCGGAGGCGCUGCGACACCACUUCAGGAGCCACCGCGUCACCAAGAAGUACUGGGUAAUUACUGUUGGGAUUCCAGUCCCAUCUGAAGGAGUUAUCGAUAUUCCCAUCAUCGAGAGGGAAGUCAGCAGCCCAAGGAAGCACUUCAAGAUGGCCCUGGCUCCUCUGUAUCGUGUUGGCGAUGUGGAGGGAACCAUGCUGAGGGUGCGUCAGAAUCGUGCUGCUAGCAGCGCUGUGACACGCUACCGCGUGCUGGGAAGCUCCGGAUGCACCGCCUUGGUGGAGUUGCAGCCAAUCACAGGUAUGAAGCACCAAGCCCGGGUGCACCUUGCUCUGGGGCUGGGCUGCCCCAUUCUCGGAGACCACAAGUAUUCAAAAUGGAACAGCCUCGAGCCUCAGAAGUUACCGGAAGGCGUGCUGAGGCGUCUCGGCUUGACCCAGCCCAAGUCCCGGCACCUGCCGCUCCACCUCCACGGCCGGGAGGUGAGCAUCCCGGGGUCCACUGGCGAGGAGGAGGGGAGGGAGGAGGAGGGGGAGCCGAUGCUCACUGUCACCUGCAGACCCCCCCGGUACUUCCUGCACACCCUGAAGAAGCUGAGGAUCCUGUGGCCAGAGACCGAGCGGCUGACCCGCGGACAGGGGCCGAGUGACCCUGGCAGGCGACCCUGUGACCUGCGCCGCCAAGCGCUCGGUUGGGGGAAGAAGAGAGGACUUUUGUUGCAGGACGGUAAAGCUUCAGCGGGAGGGGAGGGGAGGGGAGGGGAGGGGAGCCAAAGCCAAGGGGCUGAAGACGACGACACUGCCCCCAACCUGCGCGUGUGAGUGCUGACCCGAGAUUCACUG